CGGGGGGGUAUGGGCAUUGUCAAUUUGGUUGUGCUGAACUCUCAAUUCUAUCCUAGAACAAUCCUCCUCCUAACCUUAUCAGUGAAUCUACCUCUCUCUCUCUUUUGUGUUUCUGUUCUGCGUCGCAUCCGACUGCAACACCAAAUCUCUGAUUAUUAGCAUUAUUGCUCUGCUCUCAACUAACUAUUUAACCUCCAUGCUGAUUUUUUAGUGAUGCAGAGAUCAAAUUGCUCCAACGGCUCUCCCCAGAUCAAACCACCCUUCUCACAACAAUCCCUACACAGAUAGCGGGUUGCUUUCGUAUACUUCAACUGACCACCACCUGAUGGUUAAGGCCUCGCAAAUCCUUUGGCUCGCCUACGAUGAGUCUUGACGGUAAAGAGGGCUCCCCGCCCGACCGUUCUACAAAGCAAUCAAGUGGUACCUUGUCCAGUCUACCACCACAGGUAGCGGUCCAGACCAACCCUACUUCGUGGUAUGCGGAUACAAGGAAUCUCCUCUCGGACCCCGUGGUUGCAGCGUUCAUUGCUGGUGGAGUGGCUGGCGCAGUGUCCCGAACAAUUGUUUCACCCCUCGAACGGUUAAAAAUUCUCCUCCAAGUUCAGAAUGCCGGUAGAAACGACUAUAAAUUGUCCAUAUCAAAAGCUCUAAUCAAGAUGUGGAAGGAAGAAGGAUGGAGAGGGUUUAUGCGGGGGAAUGGGACAAACUGUAUUCGAAUCGUACCUUACUCGGCGGUACAGUUUGGAAGCUAUAGCAUCUACAAAAAGUUUGCGGAACCAUAUCCUGGAGGUGAAAUGACCCCUUUGAGUCGACUGGUAUGCGGGGGUCUCGCUGGAAUUACUUCCGUCAGUGUCACUUAUCCUUUGGACAUUGUUCGAACCCGGCUAUCCAUUCAAUCUGCGUCAUUUUCCGAACUUAAACAUGAUCCGGGUCGAAAACUUCCUGGCAUGUUCCAAACCAUGCGCGUCAUGUACCGGACGGAAGGAGGUAUAAUUGCGCUUUAUCGAGGGAUAGUUCCAACUGUUGCUGGAGUAGCACCCUAUGUCGGUUUGAACUUUAUGACUUACGAGUCAGUCCGGAAGUACUUGACGCCUGAAGGGGAUGCCAAUCCAAGUCCGUACCGGAAGUUGUUGGCGGGUGCUAUCUCCGGUGCAGUGGCACAGACGUGUACAUAUCCGUUGUAAGUUGGGUAUGCUCCGCAUUUAUGUAGAGAACCUCAUUGUUAAUGCGACUUGAAAACAGUGACGUUCUUCGGCGACGCUUCCAAAUCAAUACCAUGUCGGGCCUGGGCUACAGAUACACGUCGAUUUGGGACGCUAUCAGGGUUAUUGUAACCCAGGAAGGUAUUAGAGGACUGUAUAAGGGAAUCGUUCCAAAUUUAUUGAAAGUGGCUCCAAGCAUGGCCAGUAGCUGGCUCAGCUUUGAAUUGACUCGCGACCUUUUCAUCAGCCUUGGCGAUAAAGGUGCUUGAUUUGCUUAAUUUUCAUGAAAGUGCUGCUUCGGGUUCAAGGCCGCCACGAUACAACACAUAUUCAUGGACUAUACCCGGCCAUUUGGUUUCGAGAAAAAAGAUUCAGACAUAGAAUUUAGAUGUACUAUGCACAAAGGAGUUUUGCUGCGGCGGAUUUGGAAGCUCUUUUAGAUGGGGAUCAGGCCCCCUCUGAAGCCCACUGUACCAUUGGGGGUUAUAUUGUGUAUUCUAAGCAGUACAGUUAUUCACAAAAU
Molecule: messenger RNA, 1725 nt
Organism: Coccidioides immitis RS
Lineage: Eukaryota; Fungi; Ascomycota; Eurotiomycetes; Onygenales; Onygenaceae
Product: mitochondrial carrier protein, variant
Exons: 6
Coding region: 363-1184 (273 amino acids)
Biological process (GO): transmembrane transport
Source: RefSeq, a predicted model, not a curated record